GACUGGGCUGGAUAAACCAAUCCUAUAUCUUGAGUUUUGAAAAUAAUUAUGCCCUGGACUUAAAAAUCUCCUUUGUAGCCAGAAAUGUAAUUUUAAUUUUAUUUUUUGUACUGGAAACGGCACACCAUGGUUGUAUUUUUGGGGAGAGAGCAGGGCUUGGAGCGAACGAACCUAAUCGACAAUAAACUCUACAGGAUGGCAGCAAUGCAACUAUAAGGCUGUCAGCAGCCGCGAAACGUCGAAGAAGAAGAAGAAAACAAGACGUAGAUAUACAGCGCCGGAUAUGCUAGUACCUCAGCUAGCAACGUUAGCUUUCGUUUUGAAAGGAGAGUGUUGACAUCCUCGCAGCUUAUGUUGGCGGGUGUUUAAUUUCGUUAGAUGGUAGUCGUUUGGUUUAGUCUCAGCCGCCAGUCGUCAUGGCAGAGGAGGAUCUCUCGCUUCUGACAGAGGAGGUGAAACACAGCGAUGGCGCUUUGGUGCCUCCGGAGGGUUUAUGCGGGGUGUCGGUGCUGUCCUGCCUGCUGCUCGCCUGUUCUUAUGUCGGCAGUCUGUACGUGUGGAGGAGUGACCUGCCGCGGGAUCACCCUGCUGUGAUAAAGAGACGCUUCACUAGUGUGCUGAUCGUGUCGGGCCUGUCGCCUCUCUUUGUGUGGGCGUGGAGAGAAUUCACAGGUGUCAGGACUGUCCCAUCGUUACUGGCUCUCAUGGGGAUCCGGUUUGAAGGCCUCAUUCCUGCCAUCAUACUUCCUCUGCUGCUCACCAUGGUCCUGUUUCUGGGCCCCCUGAUGCAGUUAGCCAUGGACUGUCCCUGGAGCUUCAUGGAUGGAAUCCGGGUAGCCUUUGACCCGUGGUUCUGGAUGUUGUGCUUCAGUGACAUGCGCUGGUUGAGGAAUCAGGUGGUGGCACCGUUAACAGAGGAGCUGGUGUUCAGGGCCUGCAUGUUACCCAUGUUGGUGCCCUGCACCAGCCCUUCCACUGCCAUAUUCACCUGCCCGCUCUUCUUUGGAGUGGCUCAUUUCCACCAUGUGAUCGAGCUGCUGCGCUUCAGACAGGGGACACUGUCAGGGAUCUUCCUCUCUGCAGUGUUCCAGUUCUCCUACACAGCAGUGUUCGGAGCCUACACUGCCUUUAUCUUCAUCAGAACAGGUCACCUGGUGGGCCCGGUGCUCUGCCACUCCUUCUGUAACUACAUGGGUUUCCCUGCCAUCAGCACAGCCAUGGAGCACCCCCACCGCAUCACCGUCCUCUCCUCCUACCUGCUGGGUGUCCUCCUUUUCUUCCUCUUCCUCUUCCCCUUCACUGACCCCUCCUACUACGGCCUCCCCACACCGGUCUGCACUCUCACCUCCUCCCCCAGCUCCCUCUGCCUCUCCUGAUCCCAGCCCCCCCCCCCCCGUCACACACUUUGUUUACUUCUGUACUCUCUCCACCUAUGACUGAUGAAGCAGUCGAGGGUGUUGCUUUGUUUUUGCCAAGUUAGAGUUCAGGUCAGGUCCAGUUUGGACCGACAGCGCUAACAGCCAUGUGGGCUAAGUUGCCACGGAGAGGUGAGGAGGUCUGGAGCCAUUCUAUACAGUCAGGGUGACCCUCGAUAUGUCAAUCCAUUACCAUGACAUAGUUCAGUUAACUGGCUGGUACUCUUAUACAGAGUGACUCAGUGUGAACAGGUGGGGGCUCAUGUUGCUGGGACUGAACCUGACCCGUCUGGUUCCAGGAGAGCUGCCACUCUGAUAUGUGGUUUUAGUGUAGACAGAACACUGAAGGACAAUUCCUCCUCAGAUCUCAUCAUUUUGUGAUGAAGCGUCAUAAUAUCCACUCAGCCUUCCUUGUCCCCCUAAAGGAUUAUUCUCGUUUAUUACAACUUAGGUCCUAUUUUUGCCCAUAACGAGUGGUAAUAAGAUCACCAAGUUAAUGCCAGAGACCUGGAAACAUGGAGACAUCUGAUGGGUCAAGAAACAUGAGCAGUCAGACAGGUUAUAAAUAAAGCUUCAGGUUAAACAAACUUGUUUGGAAGAUAAACCGUCAUAAACAUCCAUCACAGUUUACAGAGCCACUUCCUGCUUCAGCUUUGACUCUGUACUUACUGUAGUCGUGUGCACACAUGGUUUUCCUGUGCAAUGAGGGAUUAUAACUAGAGACCAACCAAUACAGCCACAAGGCCAGUAAUACAGGUCAGUUUGAACUUAUCACAGAUAUAUUUUUAUCAGUGUGUGUAUAUAUAUCAGAUGAUAACUAACAAGACAUUACAAUAACGCAGAAAAGCCAAAGAUGUUUGAGAUUAAUUAAAGGCCAACACAAAUCUGUAGCACCAGCUCUCCAAAAAAAGGAGCAACUUUCUCACUUUCCUCACUGGACUGGCAUAUCCCAACUGCUGUACUUAGACUACUACUACUGGUUAUACAGCAUGUCCCGAGUGUGGUUAUGUGACAUUAUGCAACGUGAAGCCAUACCAUGCCACCGUCACGCUUUGCCAUGUGAUGUUACGCUACGCCACAUGAUGUCACAUGUGAUGCUACACUACACCAUGUGACAUAGCUGAUGUGUGUGUGUGUGUGUGGCACUUCAGAGACAGUGUUGCCAUGACAUAGGUUGUCCACUAGAGAGCACUUGCAAGUUUAUUUUUACAUUAAAAUGUCCAUACACAUAUACAUACUGUAUGUUAGGUCACAUUUUUUUUAACAACAUAAUACAGGAUCCUUAGCAAACAUGUUAUUUGUAUUCCAAGUCUAUGUUAAAAAAUGAAUGUGGGACAUUAUUGGAUUUCUUAAAAUUUUGCUUUCAAAUAUUUACAGUGCCCCCGAAAAACAACAUUAAGAAUAAUUAUUGUUUGUUAUUAUCAUUAUUAUUAUUAUUAAUGGUAAUAAUAAUAAUUAUAAUGAUAAUAAAGUAAUUAUUUCCAACAUAUUAUAUAUAUUGGGUGCUCUCACUUUCAGUUUUACCUUCAAAUAGAUAACCUGAAUAAACCGUAGGCUUGUUUCUAACCUGUCUGAUCGUGAUUCUAGCCCAGUCAGACUUUGUAAUGGGGAUAUCAGUUACUUUGAUCAGUACUGUGUUCUCAUAACUGAUGGAAAUGAUGAUCAAACCUACAAAAAUAAGAUCCUAGUUGUAGAGUUCUGCGACCCAAACCCUAAUCUUGGUUAUUUUCACCUGUAACUUAUUAUGCACUCAGUAUUAAAUUAAGAAUUUGUCUGUUUGGGUCUAGUUUGGGUCUCAGCUUUGGCAGCUUAGACAUAGGUAUGGGCUGGGUUAGGGUCUAAGCUUCUGGCUCAUGAAUUCUACCAAGUUGUAAGAAACCGAAAUGAUCCUUUAAUGCUUUUAGCAUCUCCAGGGGAAGGCAUAGACGUAGUUGCUGUCAGCUGUGAGUUGUUGGAGAAAUAUUUUCUCUAGUGAAGGCAGUGAGAGUCCCCAACCCUCACUAUAACACUCAACAUGUCUAAAUGCUGCAUUCUAGACAUGUUAGCAUCUCUUCAGUCUGGGAUCUCUCCUCUAUGAUUGUUGGUUUGCAAAGAAAACCCUGUAGUAGCUGCACUGGAGUACAGGAAGGUUGCUGUGAUUGCUUCAGUGUGAUGUUUUCAGUGGGAAAUAAGAAAAAGACACCGUCAGACAAAACGGUCACAACAAUGACAUCACCGAUAGUUGUUUUUAAUGUUAUGGAAUUGUUUUUAACAGUCAAACUUCAGCUGGAUUUGUUCCUUUUAUCUGAAUUCAGACACCAGGAAUUUUUUUGCUUCAGAUUUGAUUCAGAGGAUCAUUCUGCUUGAAAAGGUUCAGUGUUUUGUAUGUAGAGAGACUAUUAAUGGUUAUUUAUAUACCUCUGCAUGUUCCAGUGCUGGUAGUUUGUUGUUUUGUUGGUGAAGGGCGGUGACGGGAUAUCUUAGGGGCUCAUCGUUCCCUAAAGUCUGAAACAUACUCUAAUGUAAGUGCACAAACACAAAUGACAAACUGGUUAUACAUCCUGAAGGUGUGGAAGUAAAAACACCUGAUUCUUCAAGGUGGGCGAUGCAAAGACUGGUCACACUAGGCUAUCAGGACAGUUGUGAAAAACUAAAACACAAGCACAAAUGAAAGCAGACACAUGUGAUGACACGGUAAGGGCCCGGUCACACCAGCAAUUAUAACAGCAGAAUCUCAGAGUGAAGUCAACUCAUUCCAAUGGAGAAAGGAAAUAUGUGCAGUGUAGAGUUCAGUUCAAAUUCAAAAUAGAUAAAUGAAAAACCUGACCGAGGGAAAGAGUAGUCUCUUCCAUCUCCUCUUAAAUCAUAAGAACACACAACUGAAUUUCCCUGCUCCUCUUGCUGGUGUCAACAGGAUCUUAUUUUCAGACACAGCAACACUGAAAUUGACUUGAAGCAUCUGUGUUUGUGUCCUUACAGUGUAUGUUUAGGUCUUAAAGCUGGAGAUAAGUUGUGAAGCUACGGCUGUCUUUCGGGGAUCUUUCCUCCGAGGCUCUAAAAUGGCCUCAAAGCCUUGUUUUCAUAUGCCAAUUUUCCUCAUUGUUUGUCCAUUCCAUGCAUCUUUCACAUAGGCGCUCCAAAUCUCUUUAACCAGUCAAUAUUCCAGGUUGGUCUCCUGCUUCAGUUUUGUCUUGCUUUUAACUGUAGUGAAGGUGAUGUGCAGGGGACUGAGACCCCCAACACUCAGGUGUAGUUUAAUAGUGGCAAGAAUGCUCCAACCACUACACUGCAUGCUGCUACUUGUAUAUUCACAAUACAGAGCCAUAUAUAUACAUAUACAUAUAUAUAUAUAUAUAUAUGUAUACACAUGUACUGGAUGACACUGAAGUUGGCCACCAGCACAUUACUGACUGAGAGGGAAACUCAUUUAUUUACAGCCUGGGUCUUGUUUUCAUAGCCAUCAUACCUAUCAGUUCUGAUACUAUUUACUCCAUAACACAGCUGCAUAUGAUGUUCAAACAGGGCAGCAACACAAGCAGUCAGACAGGUUUUAAGUAAAUCUAACAAGAUGUCCUGGUAGUUGGAGCACAUUGGACAUAAGUCUGAGAUGGGAGAAGAGCAGUAUCCAAUAAGAGCGCAGCAGGAAACCCCUUACAUAGUGACUUCUCAUGAUCAUUUGCACCAGUUGCAAUUCCCUCCAGCCACAGUAAUGUUGAAAUCAGUACAUCUCAUCACUCAACACUCUGGGACUAAAAGUAUCUUGUAGUAUGAGCAGUACAACACUUCUGAGAUGAUGAAAGACAAAGUUGAACUACACAGAUAAGUGCUUCAGAUAAUAUGGUUAAACUGUGGACUUCAGACCUGACGGCUCAUGUUGUCGCCUUGUGCGACUCUGUUCUAAAAGCUGUUCCAGUCAGUCACUGCUUCACCAGAUCAUAGCACUGAAGUUUGUCAGUAAAACAUCAUAACCGAUAGAAAUGAUGGCCAAAACGAACUAAAUAAGGCUCAAGUUUUUUCAAUGAGUACUCACCUUUCUAUAACAGUUUAUCUGAGACGGUUCCGGUUCUUUGCACUACACAUCUGCAUAAUGCUGUAUACUACUCGCUGUGAGGGGGCUUUUUAGGUUAGCUGAUUGGUUUUACAUGGAGUGGGCAGUUUGCUUUGAUAAUCUGAUAUUUCAUUUUGCCUUUAUAGAGUAUCUGUCUUUGCUGUGAGUCAACAGAAUCGUAUACGUAGACGAUGGUUUCUUCAUUGGAGCAGACUGAUUGACUCCACAUGUUGCAGUUACAGCUCACAGUUGGGGAUGUUUGAGGUGUUCCUGAAAGAGAGAACUCCAAAAGACAAAAACGCUCUAUAAGCUAUACUCAUACUGUGAAGAAGAAGUGGGCUGCUUGGGUCUUCAGCAAUAAAUCAUAUAUGUGAGGGGUGUGUGGUAACGUUUUUGGAUCCAUUUUAUAUGUGACUGAGCAAUUCUGUAGUAAAAAAACAGGGCCACACAUGUAUAUUAUUUAUAUGGGUCAGUCAUUUGUUCUUGGUAGUUUACAAUUUGGACAUGUGGAACUGUUAUGAUGUGAGAGUUGCACUGUACCUACCUGAAGCUGACACCAGAGGGCGUCAGAGCACUUUGUCAGAGACAGUGCUGCUGUGAGGACCUCUCACGUCUGUUUAUCAGCCUGUCUGACAUCAGUCAUCCGUCACUGGAAAAACCAAUUCAUGCUAACUUAUUUUCCCUUUAGCUUCCACACAAUUAUGCCCCAUUAGAGGAGAUUGAUGCAGAGGGGAGGAACCCAGUGGUGAGACUCUCGCUGAUGCUAGUUUCCUUUUUAAACAUUUUGAAAGCAGAGUUUGACUCCCACAUUGUUUCAAAUCCUGAGCAUUUGAUUGCUCUGUUAAAAUAUCCCUGAUAUGAAGGAGGCUCCUCCCUUUUCGUAGUUAUAAAAAAAUGCUCAUAUUAAGACAAUGAGUCACAUUUAUCAGCUAGUCUGGGUUUCAUUGGAAAGUUUUAAUGACAUAUGAGGGUCUUUCCUCUUCUUCUUGCUAAUGACCCUGUUUUUAUGUCCUAAAAUUCCCAUGAAUCCAGCCAUUAGUGAGUAUCAAGAUGUCACGUAUUCAUCUGCUCUCAAGAACAAGGGCGACUGAUUAUAUAAAAAUGUACUUCAGAUCUAUUUAAAGCCACUAUGUGUAGGGUUUUUAGGUGAAUAUAGCCAUACAUUUAUGUUUGUAGAAAAAAAUAGCCAAUUCUGGUGAAAACUGGUUUAAUGCUGUUUGUGGGAAGGUGUGGUUGGGGGUACCUGGGCUGAGCUGAGUCGCUAAUUGCUGUCUCACUGGACAGCACGGUGAGCUAAAGAUGCUGAAGGCUGCUGCUUCUCACAAACCACAGUCAGAGUCUGUCGUCUUGCAGCUCUUUAUCCACUACUGUACUCUUCCUCACCUCAAUGCUUUAAACUCAUCUGCUGACCAUAUAUGUCCAACACAGUGUCCGUAUCUUGUUUUGUAGACAGAUUUUUUAGAUUCUGUAGCUAUAGCUGCUUCAUAGUAAAAGCAUCUAGAGGCUGCGACGGUUUAUCAUUAAAAUAACUGCCAACUAUUUUGAUAAGCGGUAAAUCGUAUCGAGUCAUUAUUUAAGGGAAAAAAAAUCUCAGAUUCUCUGCUUUUCAAAUGUGAAUAUUUUCUGGUUUCUUUAGUUCUCUAUGAUAGUACACUGAAUAUAUAUAAGCUGUGGACAAAACAAGACAUUUUAGGACAUCAUCUUGGGGUGUGGGAAACAGUUUUUCACACAUUUUUCACCAUUUUCUGACAUUUUAUUGACCAAAAAACGAAUCCAUUAAUCUAGCUUUUAUCUUAAUCCUACACAUAGCGGCUUUAAUUUUCUUUCUUUUUAAGAAAUAAAACUAAAUCAGAUCAUUUCAUAUCCAUUUUUAAAAAAAAAAAAAAAAAGUGGUACGCCAACUCAAAGGUUGAGAAACUGAUAUACAGUAAUGUGCUGUUUCUGUUCCUUGGAGCACUACUUUGUAAAGGGAAACAAUCGCUUGCUGCAGAAUUAAAAGAUACAUUCCCUCCCUCUCAUCCUGUUAAAACAUGCUGACAACUAUUACAAGGAUUGACCUUAUAGUUUGAAUCAGCACACAUCUUACCAGCUGUUCUGUGCAAAGCUUUUCAUAUUUGCUGCUGGUGCUAGCAAAUUCAGUUGCUCUGUCUUUUUUUCUGUAAGAAGAGGCACAUGUCAAAGCUAAUGUCUGAUCAUGCUUGCCCAACCAAAAAUCUCCAGAUGUUAUUUCUGUGCAGGCUGUCAUUGACUCACUCAGAAUACUUUGUCCUCGCCUGAUCUUUAGCCUGUCAGUUUUCUGUCACUGGCUUAAACGUUUGCAAGAUGAUGAGGUGAAAGGCUAGUUCUGCCUUUACUGCUGUAAGAAGAAAAACACUGUCCUCAAACAACAUCUUCAGCCAACAAUCACACAUCAGUAUUUGCUGUUGCAGAUGCAAAAUCUGCACAUCUGUAAUAAUAUGCAGAGAGCCGCACCAACAGAGACUGCAGAAUCUAUUUUUGCUAAGCUUUAGCAGCUCCGUUAUUUUAAUACACAACACCCAGAGGAAGCAUAGUUUCAAAUGUGCGUUUUCAGAACUUAUGAAAUAUGAAUCGUGAGUCAGCUGGUGCCACAGAACUCCACAGAUGUUUAUAUUGAGCACUAUAUUUUGUAAUCAGAUCUAUUUUGGUGACAGGAACAGAGUGUACAGAUAUGUGCAUGUAUUUUAUGCUCACUGUGUCACACUUGUUGUACAGUUCAAGUUAGAGACAACAGAGAAGCGUGUUUUAGUAUGACAAUCUUUUACAGAAACUUUGGAAUCACUCUGCAAAAUAUCUAUUUGUAAAUAAAUAAUGUCAUUUUCUACAUCA
Thunnus maccoyii (southern bluefin tuna) is the source of this 8289-nucleotide messenger RNA. It is a transcript of the gene rce1a, whose product is annotated as Ras converting CAAX endopeptidase 1a. Gene Ontology annotation, molecular function: metalloendopeptidase activity. Gene Ontology annotation, biological process: CAAX-box protein processing. Bases 417 to 1376 code for a protein of 319 amino acids. NCBI's taxonomy places the organism in Eukaryota, Metazoa, Chordata, Actinopteri, Scombriformes, Scombridae. The record is from RefSeq and is a predicted model, not a curated record. Gene Ontology annotation, cellular component: endoplasmic reticulum membrane. The transcript has 8 exons.